CUCAUUCUAGAAAUCAGCGUGAGGUGAAACAGCGCAUCUCAAACCACUUGCUGCUUCACUUCAUUUCCUCUGAUUGUCUUGUGGUUGAUGUACUGUGAGAGCUCCUGCUGAACACAACACGGGUCAGACAUUUUAUCCAGCAAGGCUGAUUUUUGAAUUUAUGAGUGGGACCAACCAGAAUAAAUACUGUCUGGUGUCUGAUUGGCAGGCUUAGGCGAGAAGAAUGGACUUGAUCAAAGUUGUCACAGAGCACAGACCAGCCUGAUGUUCUUUUACCAGUUUGUGCCAGAAAAACAAACACUGAGCAGAGGACAUGGCGAACUGUUCAGAUGUCUACUCCAUUGUAUACACCCUCAGCGGUCUUCUCUCCUUCACCAUCCUGGUGUUCACAGUGCUGGGAGCCGUGUGCAUCAGAAAAUACCGAUCCGCUCUAAAGACAAUCAGAUUGCUCCGGCAGAACAAGAUGCUGAUGAGUUCUGUGCCUCGGGUAGAGCCUCCCCUCUUACCUGCGAGGCCGAUCCCAGUUGUGGUGGAGGAGGAGCGGGAACUUCCUCCCAAAUCUCCACUCCGACCCAGCACUUCAGCCAGGUCUCCGUCCAAGAAGCUGUGGAAAGGUCUGCAGCAACUGCAGCAGGAUCCUCCUUUCACCAAGUCAGACCUGAACCUUCUGCAGCUGAUCAAAGCAGGAAAGGAGGGCGUCUUCUACCAGGCCAGGAUGACCAGAGGGACGUGUAAAGGCCACAGCAUGUUCACCUGUAAGAUCAGCAAGGAAGGUGUCCGUCUCAAACACGUGGACAUGGAGGUUUCCAUCAUGAGAAAACUGAUGCACCACAAGAACAUCCUCCAGUUACUGGACUGGAACGCCACUGCAGAGCCCUACAUUCUGAUCAUGGAGUAUGUGAGCUACGGCACUCUGAGGACCUUCCUGCAGACCAACAGAGCCCACCUGAGUACUGACCCUGAGCUGCAGAGCCUCCUCACCAUUGCCUCCUACCACAUUGCUCUAGCCAUGCAGCACCUGCGCUCCAAAAUGAUCAUUCACUGUGACUUGGCUCUGAGGAAUGUCAUGGUCAACAAGUUUCCCUGGGAGGUGAAAGUGGCCGAGUUUGGUCUCGCCCGAGACUUGACGCGAAUGGCGAGCCGUCGCAGCAGUCGCUGGAGAAACCCACGUCAACGUGUACCCCUGCGCUGGUACCCCCCAGAGUACUUCAAGAACAACUACUACAGCUACAAGGGAGACGUGUGGGCGUUUGGCAUCGUGCUGUGGGAGAUGCAGACAUUUGGUACGCUGCCGUAUCCAAACCUGGAGACAUCAGAGCAAGUGGUGUACCACAUCUGUAUGGGUCACAAAAACACAAACCCAGAAGGCUGCAGACCAGAGAUACUUCACAUCAUGCGAGACUGCUGGCAGGAGCCGUACACCCUGAGGCCCUCGUUCACAGACAUCGUCUGCAUGCUGGAGAGCAUCAUGGAAAACGAUGCAGACUACGUGGAUGUGGAGAGUCCAGAGCAGGUGGUGACAGAUGAGGCCGAAAUUCAGGAAAACAAUCGUUUACGAGCAGCGAGUGUCAGUUUGGACACUAAUUUUUAAACGGGUACUUUAAAUCAUGCGUGUAGAUUUCAGGUGGGACGUAUCGCUCUCAUUACACAAGCUUUUAAUUCCUGCUGAAUAAAUGAAAGGAGCAGAAAACUUAUCAAAAAAGUUGUCAUAACAGUACUCGUCUCCAGCUGUGGUGUGCAUGUUUGUUCAAAAAUGAUUAUUUUAAAUAUAUACCUGUAGUUUUCAUUCUCUGUAUUUUUAUAUUCUUAGAUUAUUUUUCAUAUAUAAAAUAUUAGUUUUAUAUAACCAAUUUUUGUGGUAAACAGAAUUAAACUGUGUGUGUGAUCACAGUCUGCCGACUGUAUGCUGAUGACUGUCACAUUUCAGGACUUUGUUUUUGUGAAUGUAUCCUAACAGGCGCACACUUCAACUUCCUCUGACAACAGACACAAAUACUGACACAUUACCAGCUAAACACGGGACCACUGAAGGCUAAAUCAUGCCAAUGUGUGCACUGACGCAGCAUGAGUAAUACUAAAUGAGAAAAGUUGAGAAUAAUUAUUUGAAAGCAAUACAGAGAGCCUUUCUUCAUAAUCAUUCAGUGUCCACUGAUUUGUUACCUGGAGUCUAAUUGUUGUGUUUUCUUUACAAGGAUGUUUCAUCCAUAAACUAUUUGCAGAAAAGCUGCAAAGUGGUGAAUGAGAAUUCAUCACUUUGCAGAAAAUGUGCAAAAUUCAACAUACGUGAUUUUUUAGAUCGCAUUUGUGUUCUCGGCUCAACGUUUGAAGAACCUCUAUGAAACAAGAUGAUCACACAUGUAAAGUCCAACAGAAGGAGCUGUUCAGCAUUCAGCAGUCCUCUCUGAUAUGUCUGAUGUACCUUAUUUAAUAUGUCUGUAUUUUAACAGCAUUUCUUUAUUAAUUUAUUAAAAGCUUUCUCAGUGUUUGC
Molecule: messenger RNA, 2488 nt
Organism: Pelmatolapia mariae (spotted tilapia)
Lineage: Eukaryota; Metazoa; Chordata; Actinopteri; Cichliformes; Cichlidae
Product: tyrosine-protein kinase SRK3
Exons: 12
Coding region: 314-1591 (425 amino acids)
Biological process (GO): multicellular organism development; cell surface receptor protein tyrosine kinase signaling pathway; protein phosphorylation
Cellular component (GO): signaling receptor complex; plasma membrane
Molecular function (GO): growth factor binding; ATP binding; transmembrane receptor protein tyrosine kinase activity
Source: RefSeq, a predicted model, not a curated record